AUGCAGCAGCAAGGGUCCAGCCCCUAUGCACCUGCGGGAUAUCAAGUUUUCCGCAACGUGAAGGAUUAUGGAGCCAAGGGCGACGGAGUGACCGAUGAUACAGCGGCAAUCAACAAGGCCAUUUCAGACGGCGAUCGCUGUGGUGCUGACUGUGGAUUAAGUACUGUAUAUCCUGCCAUCGUUUUCUUCCCUGGUGACCCAAGGGUUUGCGGACCUGGAGAAUCAGUGGCUUCCGCAGAAGGGCACCCAGCUCGGAGCUAA
Talaromyces stipitatus ATCC 10500 is the source of this 261-nucleotide messenger RNA. RefSeq lists its product as uncharacterized. The coding region runs from base 1 to 261 and encodes 86 amino acids. NCBI's taxonomy places the organism in Eukaryota, Fungi, Ascomycota, Eurotiomycetes, Eurotiales, Trichocomaceae. The record is from RefSeq and is a predicted model, not a curated record. The transcript is spliced from 3 exons.